GGGACGCCGUCCAGGAGGAACCUGUCAUGAUCCGGAUCCACUAUGAACGACCGGGUGUCUGCCUGCAAAGGGAAAGCAGCAAAAUCUGCAGUGAGGCUCAGCGUCUGCCAAGAGCAGAGCAGAUGGAACUUCCCUUGCCGAUUGUUUUGUUGUUGACUUUUUCUCAUCUGCCUGAUCUGAUCCCACCCUACCCCUCCCAGCCGGCCGGUUCCACCCUCUUAUCUUACCUGGGGCAGCAGCAGUGUCAAGAGCGGCAGCAGCAGUGUCAAGAGCGACAGCAGAAAGGACGGAAGGAGGGGCAGCUUCUCAGGAGCCAUGGCGCUUACUGGGCUCCUCUAGUCUGAGACGGCCGUCCGACCAUCACGUGUUGGAUUCCUGGGAGGGAACCUCAGCGAGCAAGGGGGCGGAGACCACCUCAAGUUGCCAGGCGGUUAGCCUGGACUUUGUCUCCAGCCUACAGCCACCCGCUACUCUAUUAGUUUGUAAAAUCCUCUACGUCUUGCUACUCAAAGUGCAGUUCACGAACCAGCUUCAUCAGCAUCUCCUGGGAGCUUGUUAGAAAUGCAGAAUCUCAAAUCCUACCUCAGACCUAUAAAAUCAGAAUUUGUAUUUUAACAAGAUACCCAGACGAUCCUAAGCACAUUCAAGAUUGAGAAGCACUGCUCUCCUAGACUGAGCUCCCUGAGGGCAGGGAGUGCCUUGUCCAUCUUGAGCACAGGGCCUGGCACAUAGCAGGUUAAAUCUAGGUGAAUGAAUGUCAGAACCAAGGGGCAAAAAUAGGUUCAGAACUAAGGGAAACCACCGGAAAAUCUUCAUGGUGAUUGGGGGUGUCGAAAGGAGAACCAGGUUACAAGACGGACCUUUUUCCUGGAGAGCCCUGUUUCAGCAAAAGAGCCCAUCCUGACCACCUGACCAUUCCAUCUUUUUUGGAAGUGCACCCCUCUCCAACUUAUCCCUGCCUGCCUAGGCAAGAGAUGUCAAGGACAAGUGCUUGGUGCCAAGGCUUUGGGAAUUUGUGAACUUCCAUUUCUCCUGCCUUCACAGUCCCAAGCUUGGGAUAUGAGGAUCAGGGUAAUAAUAAUGAUUAUUAUUACUGUUUAUUGACACUUACUGAGGGCUACGUGUCAGAUAUUGUGCUAAGCACUUUACAUCUCAUUUCAUCUUCAAACAACUCCAUGAAGUAGACAAUUAUCAUUCCCAUUUUACAGAUGAGGAAACUGAAGGACAGAAACAUUUAGUAGCCUGUCCAAGGUCAGACGACUACUUUAGUAGAGCUGGGACUUGAACUAGUAAGUCUGGCCUCACGCUUAAUGCAUUUAGCCUUAGGUGCUAUUAUACCUAUUUUACAGCUAUGAAAAGUGAGGAUAAGAGAGGUUAAGUAACUUGCCCAGGUCACACAGCUACUAGGCUCUCAAGACCGGAUUUAGAAACUAGCAGUCUGGUUCAAGAGCCUGAGCUCUUAAUCACUGAGACUAGGGGUAGGGGGAUACAGGCCAGAGCCCGGAAGAUUGUUAGGGAUAAGAGCUCCAGGAGUCCAGGCCUCCAGCACCCGCCCCUCCCUGGAAUCCCCUCGGAGAUGGACUGUAGUCAGCCGCUUUCUGGCCCCAGCGCGCCAGCGGUAUGAGGCCUCCUACCUCCGACAUUGGGAGAUGGAGGUCCUGGGGGCCUCGGGCCGGCGCUGGCUUUUCUCCCCUUUGGCGCAGGUGCCUGCGUCUUGACCUCUACUGAAGGCCAAGUAGGGAACCCUCACCCGGGUCCUGGGACCCGUCCACCCCCAGGCCUAGCCCGUCCCCGGCCUCUCUGCUCUGCGCCCCCACAUCGUCAGGGUGCCCAGCGGUUGCUAGGACACCGCGGGCCGUUACGCCGGCGCUGACUGAUGACGUAAGCACCGCUUCCGGUCUCUGGCGCUUCGCUCCCGCCUGAGCCAGCAUGCUCCGCUGGGCCUCCAGCACAUCACCUGAAGAGCCCACUUACCCUGGACGAACCCUUUGGCAGCCUCAGACCACCCUUGAGGAGGAUGACUGAGACAUUAUGGGCCACGCACUGUGUGUCUGCUCUCGGGGAACUGUCAUCAUUGACAAUAAGCGCUACCUCUUCAUCCAGAAACUGGGGGAGGGUGGGUUCAGCUAUGUGGACCUAGUGGAGGGGUUACAUGAUGGACAAUUCUACGCCCUGAAGCGAAUCCUGUGUCACGAGCAGCAGGACCAGGAGGAGGCCCAGCGAGAAGCGGACAUGCAUCGCCUCUUCCAUCACCCCAACAUCCUUCGCCUCAUGGCUUACUGUCUGAAGGAGCGGGGUGCUAAGCAUGAGGCCUGGCUGCUGCUACCUUUCUUCAAGAGAGGUACGCUAUGGAACGAGAUAGAAAGGCUGAAGGACAAAGGCAACUUCUUGACUGAGGACCAAAUCCUUCGGCUGCUGCUGGGUAUCUGCAGAGGCCUGGAGGCCAUUCAUGCCAAGGGUUAUGCCCACAGGGACCUGAAGCCCACCAAUAUCUUGCUUGGAGAUGAGGGGCAGCCAGUUUUAAUGGACUUGGGUUCCAUGAAUCAAGCAUGCAUCCAUGUGGAGAGCUCCCGCCAGGCCCUGACCCUGCAGGACUGGGCGGCCCAGCGGUGCACCAUCUCCUACCGAGCCCCAGAGCUCUUCUCUGUGCAGAGUCACUGUGUCAUCGAUGAGCGGACUGAUGUCUGGUCCCUAGGCUGCGUGCUGUAUGCCAUGAUGUUUGGGGAAGGCCCUUAUGACUUGGUGUUCCAGAAGGGUGACAGUGUGGCCCUUGCUGUGCAGAACCAACUCAGCAUCCCGCAAAGCCCCAGGCAUUCUUCAGCAGUACGGCAGCUGCUGGCCUCGAUGAUGACUGUGGACCCCCAGCAGCGCCCUCACAUUCCUGUCCUCCUCAGCCAAUUGGAGGCACUGCAGCCCCCAGCUCCUGGCCAGCACACUACCCAAAUCUGAACAAACCAGUGGCUGCAUUGAGAAGGUGGCCCCUUGUGCCUUGGAAAGAGGCACCCAAUCCUCAUUGGAAGCUCCAUCCAUUCUAUCCAGGACUGCUCUCUAACAGAUGGGGGCAGGUGGGUGGGGACCUCUUUGCUCUCUGAUCCCCAAGAGCAACACCUGGGUAAGGGGCCUGACUGAGUAGGUCAGGGUGGGGGUUGGGAAAAGGGAACUGACAGAAUAUGGUCCAUGGCUCUGAGCAGGACUGCUGAGCUCACAUCAUGUUCUGCCUCCAAAUCCAGGAGCAGGAGAAUGUGUAAACAAGAAUAAAGUGGAAGCAGGUUGGUGUAGA
Messenger RNA from Lemur catta (Ring-tailed lemur), 3280 nucleotides. It is a transcript of the gene STK16, whose product is annotated as serine/threonine kinase 16. Gene Ontology annotation, cellular component: cytoplasm; Golgi apparatus. The coding region runs from base 2032 to 2949 and encodes 305 amino acids. The record is from RefSeq and is a predicted model, not a curated record. Gene Ontology annotation, molecular function: ATP binding; protein serine/threonine kinase activity. The transcript is spliced from 8 exons. Gene Ontology annotation, biological process: protein phosphorylation. Lineage: Eukaryota; Metazoa; Chordata; Mammalia; Primates; Lemuridae.